Phlebotomus papatasi is the source of this 2152-nucleotide messenger RNA. RefSeq lists its product as uncharacterized. NCBI's taxonomy places the organism in Eukaryota, Metazoa, Arthropoda, Insecta, Diptera, Psychodidae. Bases 708 to 2075 code for a protein of 455 amino acids. The transcript is spliced from 4 exons. The record is from RefSeq and is a predicted model, not a curated record.
UCAAUUCUGUGUCAGUACAGAAGACACAGUGAAAACGUGCUGAUUAAUUUAGCAGUUCGUCUCUAAAGAUUUUAUUGUCACUCUGGACUAGCAUCAAUUGAUUGUGGAGGCUCACUGUCCACCACUUGACGUCCUAAUUAAUCCUCAAGUGUAAAAUUGUUCAGUGAAUUGUGUUCCACAGGGUGAUACCAGGCAUCUCCCCAUGCAUUUCUCAGUCCCAAUGUCAUUCAACAAAAAUUCCCACUUUAUCAAUCCGAUAAGAGAGUGCUUGAGUAAGUGAAUCACCUUGCGAAACCAGCGUUAUUUUUGGAGAGUUGUGUGCUGCGAAACAUCUGAGUGGUCUGGUAGUAUUUGACGGACCACCACAAUAGAUUGAUGAUGUUCGUUUUGGUCAGAAAAAAAACACCUACAUUAGAUCAUUUUUCGACCGGUUCCUCCAACAUCUUCGCAAUUGGUGGGCUCCUCUGUGAAUAAUUGUGCUAAACACCUUGCGUCACCUGCAACUAAUUAAGAUUCCAUCGGAUAAUAAAGUAAUUCAACUUGAGGUGUGUUUGACGAUUCACGGACAAAUUCUAUGCCAAUUUAGUGUCAAAUUUGCUCCAAAGAACCACUCCAUUGAGACCAUUAGUGCUGACAAAGUGUGAUAAAAUUGCUAGUGACAAUUAUGUGAUUUAAAAAGAACAAAAUUGCAGUGAAUUCGCGCCACAAUGUCACUGUCGUUCAGUAAAUUAAAGUCCCUCCUCAGUACCGACAAUGCCAAAUCCAACCGAAGGGUAUUUGAGAAAUUGGAGCCCGUUGUUGGAUUCAAAAUGCAACUGGUGCCCGGGAACAGCAAUCCAAUUCCAGCUUCUGAAGGCGGGAGCCAAAAAGUUCCAUCAACUGUGCCUGAGCUCUGUGUACAUCUUAUCGGGGCGCGCCAUCUGCCAGUCACAUUCGGCCUUAAAAGUGUAGAGGGCUACAUGGUGAUGGUGAAACUCUUUCCUGGAACAAUUCGUUACAAUUCGCCUAUCGAGACAUCCUCUUGGCCAAAGUUCAAUGAGACUUUCAAGUUUCCAAUGGGCAGCUCUACAAAGAGCUCCAUGAAGCGUCCUAAAAACACAAGUGUUGAACAGAAUCUACCUCAAAAACUCUUCAAGGGACACUUUGUAGUCCUCACAGUCUUUGCUCUGCUAGAGCUUCCACCAAAUAUGGGUUUUGCCGCUGGUGUUAGGCAAACCUACCAUUCAAUCAGGCGCAAGGGUAGCCUACUUCUCAAGGACAUCAACCACAUCAACAAACCCGCAGAACCAGCUGAGGAGGACGUUUCCAGUGGAGAGAUCCUUAAACUGACAAAAAGUGAAUCCAGAAGGAAUAUUGGAUCCGUCACUUGUUUCCUUGAUCCCAAAAUCUUUAUGGAAAAUACAAGAACUGGUGUUUUUCAGUCAGAUGAAUUCUGGUUGCCUAUUAAGGACAUCACAGUGACGCCUACGAACAGCACACUCACUAAUUCGAUAAACUCCAGCACUAAAGGGCAAGUGGAAGUGCUUCUGGAACUAUGUGAACCCAUCGAAUUGGCGGCGCCGUGCGAUGAAGACACAGUGUCUCAGAUCUCAGACAAUCACACAAACUCCAGACGAUGGAGCUUCAGUGAUGUGAAACGAAAGAUCAGGAACGUCACGCGAAAGGAGAAAGCCACCCACGGAGGACUCAUGUUCAAGAUCACGACGUCCAAGAUGCGCUGUGCCAUUAAAGUGAAAGAGGAAUUUGAGAAUAUAGCCGGAACAAUUUAUGUAAAGAUGUCGGUCUUCGAGAGGGAUAUUCUGUCCAGUGCAUGGCGUAGUGACCCAUUUCUUCCAUCACUCUCCACUCGAUGGGAUCCCAAUGACUCCACCAUUCGUUUUCCACUCAAUGACGUCUCAGACCUAGAUCACAUUUCCAUUAAGAUCUCUGUGGCCACUAAAAGCAAAAUGGGCAAGAAGAUUGUUCUCGGGACACUUAUGCUGGGUGCCAAGGCAAACUCUGCAAAAUUGGAGCACUGGGAGUCGAUGAUUGAGUCUCGUGGAUCACCAGUAGCCAUGUGGCACAGUUUUGAAUGAUUAUGGAAGUGACUCCAGUGAUUGAUUCACUAUGUCCGGAGCCUAAAAUAAAUUUUUAACCAACAAAUAAAAAAAAA